UUGAGACAGUUCAGUCUUUGUCUCUAAUUUCACUUUCCUGGUGUCAUGUGUGGAGUAUUAGGAGCAGAUCCCUUUUCAUCCUGGAAUUUGGAUCAUUACAUGCUGGCAAUGAAUAACUCUGUUCUUCUGGAAGAAGAACUGAUCAAAAAAUCUCAGCAAAAGAGAAGGACCUCCCCUUCCAACUUUAAAGUUCGAUUCUUCGUCUUAACAAAAUCAAGAUUGGCAUAUUUUGAAUGUCGGCCUGGGAAAAAAAGAAUUCUAAAGGGUUCAAUUGAACUAUCCAAAAUUAAAUGCGUAGAACUUGUAAAGAGUGAUAUCCCAGUUCCAUGUCAAUAUAAAUAUCCUUUCCAGAUUUCUCAUGACAACUAUAUGCUCUACAUCUUUGCUCCCAACCUAGCAAGCUGCCAGAAAUGGGUCAUGGUUCUGAAAGAAGAAACUAGGAACAACACAACUUUGGUGUCAAAGUUUCACCCAAAUUUCUGGAUAGAUGGACGAUGGAGAUGUUGUGCUCAGCUAGAAAAGAUGGCAACAGGCUGUAUGGAGUACAUUCCAUCAUUUUCUGCUUUUAAUAUGUCUUUCUUUAAAAAAACAAAACAGAAAUCAUCACUAGAUACCAAGGAAUCUUCAGUCAUUGCCAUUUAUGAUUAUACUGCUCAGAAUCCUCAGGAACUGACAUUACGAUGCAAUGAGGAAUAUUAUGUUAUUGAUAGCUCCGAAGUCCAUUGGUGGUUGGUUCAGGAUAAGAAUGGGCAUGGAGGAUAUGUACCAAGCAGCUACAUAGUAGAAAAAUCACCAGAUAAUAUUCAAAUAUAUAACUGGUACAACAUGAAUAUCAGCAGAACCAAAGCAGAAGCAAUGCUCAGGGAAGAGAAUAAAGAAGGAGCUUUCAUGGUGAGAGACUCAAGGCAGCCUGGCACCUAUACAGUCUCUGUUUUCACAAAAGCAUUAAACAAUGACAAUAGCCCUGUUAUAAAACACUAUCAUAUCAAGGAGACUAGUGACAAGCCCAGGAGGUAUUACUUGGCAGAGAAACAUGUUUUUGAUUGUAUCCCAGAAUUGAUCAACUAUCAUCAGUAUAAUGCAGGAGGUCUUGUUACUCGGCUGAGGUAUGCUGUCUCCACCUGGAGAGAAAAAGCUCCUGUUACAGCUGGAUUAAGUUAUGGCAAAUGGAUUAUUAAUCCACAAGAACUAACAUUUGAACAGGAGAUUGGUGUUGGUGAGUUUGGUGUGGUUCAUCUUGGCUACUGGCUUGAUCGGAUGAAAGUGGCCAUAAAGACAAUUCGCACAGGAACAAUGUCAGAAGAAGACUUUAUUGAAGAGGCCCAAGUCAUGAUGAAACUAUCUCAUCCCAAAUUGGUCCAGUUACAUGGGGUAUGCCUGCAAAAUUCUCCUAUAUGUCUAGUAUUUGAGUUCAUGGAGUUUGGAUGUUUAUCUGAUUAUUUGAAGAAGCAACGUGGAAGCUUAUCAAAGGAAGAACUUCUUGGAAUGUGUCAAGAUGUGUGUGAGGGAAUGGCUUAUCUCGAGGAGGCAUCUGUCAUUCAUAGAGAUCUGGCUGCUCGAAACUGUUUGGUGGGCGAAUUUCAAGUUGUCAAAGUUUCAGAUUUUGGAAUGUCACGGUAUGUUCUUGAUGAUCAAUAUACCAGCUCCAUGGGUACUAAAUUCCCCAUCAGAUGGUCAGCACCAGAGGUAUUUUCCUAUAACCGCUAUAGCACCAAGUCAGAUGUAUGGUCAUUUGGAGUAUUGAUGUGGGAGGUAUUCACUGAAGGCAAAACUCCUUAUGAGAAUCGGACAAAUGCUGAGGUGGUAGAAGAAGUCAGUGGUGGCUUCCGUUUGUAUAAACCCAGAAUUGCUUCCAAUACCAUUUAUAAACUUAUGCAACACUGUUGGAAUGAGAAGCAAAACGAUAGACCGCCUUUUUCUCUCCUGCUCUACAAUCUCAAUGAAAUUUCUGAUUCUGAUCAUUAAGAAUUAGUGGAUUUGAGAGGAUACAAAAACAUACAUGUUUGUAAUCAUUGGGAAAAUAUAUUCAUAAUCUGCAUCUUGAAGGAGUAAUACAACUGCUACUGAGAUACUAAGAAGACUCUUGGCCUUCUGAAAGAAUUGAGAACCAAGAAAGUGGACAGUACAAGAUACAGAAAAACAGUCUGGUGUGCUGUUCCCAUGACUGUUUCCAUUUCAAAUAAUGGAUAGAGAUGAUAAUGAUAACAAUAGCAGUAAUGAGCUGAAGAGAUCUGUUAGAGACCCUAACAGGGGAAAUUAUUUAAUGAAACUACGAUACAGAUCCUACAAGCUUGCUUAAAGCUGAAAGAAAAUAUUCAACUUAUUUGUAAAUGAACAGUUUCAAUAGCAAAUUGAAUAGAUUGAAUGGAGACAG
This is a messenger RNA of Notechis scutatus (mainland tiger snake), 2374 nucleotides long. NCBI's taxonomy places the organism in Eukaryota, Metazoa, Chordata, Lepidosauria, Squamata, Elapidae. The record is from RefSeq and is a predicted model, not a curated record.